Molecule: messenger RNA, 281 nt
Organism: Ilex paraguariensis (yerba mate)
Lineage: Eukaryota; Viridiplantae; Streptophyta; Magnoliopsida; Aquifoliales; Aquifoliaceae
Source: the annotation of a GenBank genome assembly
AAUGGUGCUUUGGAUUCCAGUCUGUUGCUGUAAUAACGAAUUGUCGUGUCGUUUUCAACGAAAUUGGCCCCGAUGGAGCAGCUGCUACCGCUGAUGAAGAUGAUCGGCUCUUUCCUAAAUGCUUACGCACCACCCGAAUCCCUGUAGGCAAGUUUCCCGAUGUGCCUUUCGGUGGAGGACCUAGGAUGUAUAUCCAAUUUUUUGGGUACGUGGAUAUACAUCUUUGUACUUUAUCUUCCUAUCUUGAAUUUUUAUCUUCCUACUUAUGGUAUUAUUAUUAA